AACGACCAAAUUCAAAACGCACCAAAGCACGCUCUCUCUCUCUCUCUCUCUCUCUCUCUCUGUCUGCGGAGUAAAAAUCCGAACUUGAUCACAGAACUUGCCUAGAUUCCAGACAAAGGGAUGUUUUUUCCGAGCCACCGCUUCGUCUCAGGCGACCCCGCUCCCCUCCCUUCGCCGCCGCCGCCGCCGGCGGAGGAGAGGAGCCCCUCGGUCUCCGCCGUCGAGGCCAUCCUGAAAUACAGGUUCAAGGAGCCGAAGCUGCUGGCGGAGGCCCUGACGCACUCCUCCUUCCCGGACGCGCCGUCCUACGAGCGGCUCGAGUUCGUCGGCGACUCCGUCCUGGAGCUCGCGAUCAGCAACCACCUGUUCCUGGCGCACCCGGGGCUCGAUCAGGGGCAGCUCUCGAACCUGCGGUCGGUGAACGUCAGCACCGAGAAGCUCGCGCGGGUGGCCGUGCGGCACGGGAUGUAUCGGUUCCUCAGGCACAAUGUGCAGUCCAUGGAUGACAAGGUUAGAGAGUUUGCUAGAGCAGUUGAGGAGGAAGAUGACACUGUUGCACAUGGGGGGUCAGUUAAAGCCCCAAAAGUUCUUGCAGAUAUUGUGGAAUCUGUGGCAGCUGCUAUCUAUAUCGAUGUUGACUUUGAUCUAAAGAGAUUGUGGGUGAUUUUCAGAGGUUUACUGGAGCCUAUUGUUGGCCCUGAAGAAUUGCAGCAGCAGCCUCAACCGAUCACAAUGCUAUUUGAGGUUUGUCAAAAGCAGGGAAAGAAGUUAGAGAUAAGGCAAGGGAAGAAAGGUUCAACUAAUAUAGCCAGUGUCUAUGUAGAUGGCGAGUUUGUUGCCUCAUGUUCUUCUGAGCAUAAGGAAAUUGCUAAGCUUAAUGCUGCCCGGAGAUCUUUGUCUCAAUUAGCACAAUCAAAGCCCAUCAAAUGUGGAAUGAUCGAAAUAGAUGGGUUUGAUGGCCCAUUUGAAAUUGAGGGAGCCAAACAAAAGUUGCAUGAGCUCUGUGACAAAAAGAAAUGGCCCAAACCUAUCUACCGAAAGGGUGAGUCAGGCCCUCCUCAUAAUAAGAAAUUUGCUUGUACAGUUCAAAUAGCUACAAGCGAUGGUGUCUACACUAUGGAGGGCGAAACAAGAUCAAGAGUAAAAGAUGCGGAGAACUGUGCUGCUUCCCUAAUGUGCCGUGCCUUGCACCAAUAUAAUUAUCUAUGAGUCUCCCCCAAGCAUAAGAAUGUGAAGAGAAAUGCUUUGCUAAUUCUUUGCAGCAGCUUCGUCCAGAAGAUAACCCCAUAACCAAGGGGGGUUCUCUGUCUUGUGAUGGAGCUUGCAAAGAAGCAACUAUAAAAGGAUGCAUUCUUUCAUAUUAUUAUGGUUGGUUGAGACUCAUAGUUAAUUAGAUUUGUUCAAAGCAUGGAAUGUUUGGGUGGGUUGAUUAUUAGAAUAACUGUUGUUUUUACCAUUGGAUUUCAAAUUUCUCAAUGCUCUUAGUUCUCUUUCCUUUUGUUAAGAACUGGCAUAAAUGUUUAGGUUACCAUUUCAAAUAAUUAGUCAUUUAAAUAAUCAAUUUGGUAGUCAGUAUGA
Molecule: messenger RNA, 1578 nt
Organism: Eucalyptus grandis
Lineage: Eukaryota; Viridiplantae; Streptophyta; Magnoliopsida; Myrtales; Myrtaceae
Product: ribonuclease 3-like protein 2
Exons: 4
Coding region: 121-1209 (362 amino acids)
Biological process (GO): siRNA processing
Cellular component (GO): cytoplasm; nucleus
Molecular function (GO): RNA binding; ribonuclease III activity
Source: RefSeq, a predicted model, not a curated record